GGAUGUGGAAUUAUUAGCGGACGUAUAGAAAUCUACUACGAUGGAACAUGGGGCACAGUGUGCAAUCGCAGAUUCGAUAUUACUGAUGCUCACGUUGUAUGUAGGCAACUAGGUUUUCCAGCUGCACUUUCGCUUUACAAUUAUCGCUGGGGAAAUAGCAGGAUCUGGCUUGAGUAUGUCAAAUGUGACGGUGGCGAAAGCUCUAUCACGGCUUGUAAACGUAACGAA
Molecule: messenger RNA, 228 nt
Organism: Trichoplax adhaerens
Lineage: Eukaryota; Metazoa; Placozoa; Uniplacotomia; Trichoplacea; Trichoplacidae
Exons: 1
Cellular component (GO): membrane
Source: RefSeq, a predicted model, not a curated record